Molecule: messenger RNA, 273 nt
Organism: Rotaria sp. Silwood2
Lineage: Eukaryota; Metazoa; Rotifera; Eurotatoria; Philodinida; Philodinidae
Source: the annotation of a GenBank genome assembly
AUGUUUGCAUUAAGUGUUUCAAAAUUAUUGGCAUCUUGCAUUACAUAUCCAUAUGAGAUUGUUCGUAAUCGUCUUCAAGAUACUGAACAUGCUCAACAUAUCCAACAGCAAUCUUUAACACCUACAAGAAAAUUUCGUGAAUAUAAAAAUGUAUAUGAUACUGUACAAAUAAUUGCUCGAGAUAAAGGUUUACGAGAAUUUUAUCGUGAUAUUUUACCUAUUCGGAUAAGGACAGUACCAGCAGCAAUAUUAAUUAACAUUAUUAUCAUAUGA